GUCGUAUAUUCGUAUAUAUCUCUUCUUUAAUUAUAACAUACAUGGUAUAUUUGUUUUACUAUUUUCAAUCCUAUUAUCCGCAAUCAACAAAUAUUAAUUGGCGAUCAAGAUAUGGUGAUCAAAAACUGAAAAAUAACAGAUGUUUAAUCGGAGGUCGUUUCCAAUUAGUCCAUUUGUGGAGGAACGAAGAUCAGCCUUUAGAUGAAAAAGGUUGUCCGUAUUAUGCUAGAGAUGGCACAGAUAUAACUUUUCACGAUCGUGAUGAAAUCACUUCUAUUCUCACGGGAUUUAACCAAUCAGUAAGGGCAUUGUUGAUCAACGAUGGCAAAGACCCUACAAAAUGGUUAAAUGAUGUCAACAAUACGUAUAGCAAAGCGAGAGACUAUGAGAGGAAAGCAACGGAAAUGAUCUGUAGUAAGCGGAGAAGUAUAUGUGCGGAGACGUUGAGUGCUUUAGAAACAGACAAACAUAAGUGCCAUAUACCACUGAGACAGUUUAUAAAGUCCUUAGAUGAGCUGAAACAGAUGCAAUUUUAUAGAGAUUUGAAAACUAUAUUACAAGUGUUACCUUCAACAAGGAUUAACACUCUAGGAAUCUCUGUCGAUUAUAUCCCCUCGUUACUGAACUGGAUAGUGAUAUCUAAGAAAUACACAGUGCCCCCUAUCGAGCAUAUCCUAGUGUAUUCUUUAGAUCAUACUAUAUGUAAAAUUAUAUCGACCAAGGGUUUCAAUAUUUUCUGUAUUGUAGUGCCCCCCUCAGAUAUUGUGGAACCCACCACUCUAAACAAGGGCUUCAGCAAAAAGUCCUUAAUGUGGAUGGUCCGACUCCUCAUUUGGAGAAUAUGUAACUAUCUUGGGUAUGACGUGAUAAGUUUUGACACCGAUGCUUUGGCUAUACGUAAUCCGGAGCUGCUUUUUGAUAAAUUCCCGGAUGCUGACAUAAUGGCUGGACAAUCUGGAUUUUAUCCCGCACAUGUGCAAGCGUAUUGGAAGCUGAAAACUUUGAAUAUGGGCACUGUCCUACUAAGAGCUUCGUUGAAUUCAAGUUCAUUUUGGGGCAUCUUGUCAGCGUUCUCCGAAGAACAAACUAACAUCAACAUCAACGAUCAAAAGCUUGUUAAUGAAGUUCUAGUUUGCCUUGGGGUACAUUGGAAUUUCCAUCCACUGUGGUUGACGUACACAAACAUGUCAAAAGAUCAAAUCAUCCGCGAGAAUGAAGAAAUGAUGUUAGGCCGAGAACUUAUCGAAGGGCGUGCAUCCGGGCUCAAUGUCAUUGGCGUUCCUGGACUACUAUUUUGCAGACGAACUUGCUUUUUUGAGCGACUCCCAGAAAUAUUUGUUUGGCAUACGUGUGUAAAGGAAAAACGGGGAGAUAUUUGGGUGUUGAAUAAUAACUGGAAUGAAAUCAUUUCAUAUUUUCCAAACGUUGAUAAAUCAAAAAUUAAAGAUGAUGUUUGGCUGUUGCCAUUGAUAAAUUCAACAGUUUUCGAGAAAUUACCAGCCCCAUGCCCAUCAUGA
Owenia fusiformis is the source of this 1517-nucleotide messenger RNA. Lineage: Eukaryota; Metazoa; Annelida; Polychaeta; Sabellida; Oweniidae. The record is from the annotation of a GenBank genome assembly.